Chrysochloris asiatica (Cape golden mole) is the source of this 1967-nucleotide messenger RNA. RefSeq names its product potassium voltage-gated channel, subfamily G, member 3 (gene KCNG3). The record is from RefSeq and is a predicted model, not a curated record. Gene Ontology annotation, biological process: protein homooligomerization; potassium ion transmembrane transport. Bases 618 to 1928 code for a protein of 436 amino acids. Gene Ontology annotation, cellular component: membrane; voltage-gated potassium channel complex. NCBI's taxonomy places the organism in Eukaryota, Metazoa, Chordata, Mammalia, Afrosoricida, Chrysochloridae. Gene Ontology annotation, molecular function: delayed rectifier potassium channel activity; protein binding. The transcript has 2 exons.
CGAGGAGGGAGGCGCGCAGUGGGUGCUGAGCUGAGCCGAGAGGAGGGAGGACCGCGAGGAAGGCCCCGCCCCCGCCAUUCGGAACUGGCUUCUUGCUGCCGCCAAACCCGCUCACUUUGCCUCUCGCCUCUGGACGGCUGCAAGAAGGCUGCUGAGCUUCGGCUGGAGGGAGCGCCAGGGACCCGGGAGCAUUCGGGCUCCGGUGCAUCUUUGCUGCACACGCACCCCUCAGAGGGAACGGCGUCGCCGCCUUGGAGAGGCACCCCAGCCUCGGAGGGGGCAUCCCCUGGGCGUGAGGGGCGGUGACGCUGACCCAGCCUCCUUCCCGGCCAGUGGGACGCAGCGCUGGCUCUGGAGGGGACUACUCGGCUACCCACAAGUACCGCCGCGGGAAGGGCACGUUGCUAGUACCGAGGCUGGGCUAUUAAGGAGGCUAGAACCCGGAGGAGCGCCUGGACCAGCGCAAGACUAGAGCGAAGCCCCAAGGGAGAGGGAGCCCGACAGCCCACCGGCCCCGACGGCGCACUCUGCGGUCGGCGAACAGCAGGCAGGUCCUUUGCGGUGGUCGGAGGGUGGCUGCGGUGCCCCCGGGCCGAGGGGCCCCGGGGCGACCAGCCAUGACCUUUGGGCGCAGCCGGGCGACCUCGGUGGUACUGAACGUGGGCGGCGCCAGGUACUCGCUGGCCCGGGAGCUAUUGAAGGACUUUCCGCUGCGCCGCGUAAGCCGGCUGCACGGCUGCCGCUCGGAACGCGACGUGCUCGAGGUGUGCGACGACUAUGACCGCGAGCGGAAUGAGUACUUCUUCGACAGACACUCAGAGGCCUUCGGCUUUAUUCUGCUCUACGUACGCGGCCAUGGCAAGCUGCGCUUCGCUCCGCGGAUGUGCGAGCUCUCCUUCUACAAUGAGAUGAUCUACUGGGGCCUGGAGGGCGCGCACCUCGAAUAUUGCUGCCAGCGCCGCCUAGACGAUCGCAUGUCAGACACCUACACCUUCUAUUCCGCUGACGAGCAGGGCGCGCUGGGCCGCGACGAGACGCAACCCGGCGGCGCCGAGGCGGCCCCCUCUAGACGUUGGCUGGAGCGCAUGCGGCGGACCUUCGAGGAACCCACGUCUUCGCUGGCCGCGCAAAUUCUGGCCAGCGUGUCCGUGGUAUUCGUGAUCGUGUCUAUGGUGGUGCUGUGCGCCAGCACCCUGCCGGACUGGCGCGCUGCGGCCGCCGACAACCGCAGCCUGGAUGACCGGAGCAGGUACUCUGCCGGCCUUGGGAGGGAGCCCUCCGGGAUAAUUGAAGCGAUCUGCAUAGGUUGGUUCACUGCAGAGUGCAUUGUGAGAUUCAUCGUCUCCAAAAACAAGUGUGAGUUUGUCAAGAGACCCCUGAACAUCAUUGAUUUACUGGCAAUCACACCCUAUUACAUCUCCGUGUUAAUGACAGUGUUUACUGGCGAGAACUCUCAACUCCAGAGGGCUGGAGUCACCUUGAGGGUGCUUAGAAUGAUGAGGAUUUUUUGGGUGAUUAAGCUUGCCCGUCACUUCAUUGGUCUUCAGACACUUGGUUUGACUCUCAAAAGAUGUUACCGAGAGAUGGUUAUGUUACUUGUCUUCAUUUGUGUUGCCAUGGCAAUCUUUAGUGCACUUUCUCAGCUUCUUGAACAUGGGUUGGACCUGGAAACAUCCAACAAGGACUUUGCCAGCAUCCCUGCUGCCUGCUGGUGGGUGAUUAUCUCUAUGACUACAGUUGGCUAUGGAGAUAUGUAUCCUAUCACAGUGCCUGGAAGAAUCCUUGGAGGAGUUUGUGUUGUCAGUGGAAUUGUUCUAUUGGCUUUACCUAUCACUUUUAUCUACCACAGUUUUGUGCAAUGUUAUCAUGAGCUCAAGUUUAGAUCUGCUAGAUAUAGUAGGAGCCUCUCCACUGAGUUCUUAAAUUAAUGCAUUGCAAAUCAACUCUUGCAUACACUCUGAUAAAAA